UUCUCGCCAAAUUCUCCGACAAUAUCGGUUUCCUAUAAAAGCGAUCUCUAAGCGCCGUGUUUACUCAGUUUGAAAAAAGUGUUUCGACGAAAAUGCAGGCCGUGAAAGUGAUCUUUGUUCUGAGUUUGACCCUGGCCGUUGCCUUCGGUCAGAGGAGAACAUUAGGUGCUCCAAAACCCCUAGAAGGAGAUGAUCUGGCAAAGGCAAAGGAUCUUCUGACCACCACCCUCACCAAACUUGCCGCAGGAGAUGGUCCCAAAUACGAAGUGGUGAAUGUGACAUCUGCAACUAGCCAACUGGUGGCUGGUUCUCUGUACAAAUUCGAGGUGGAACUGUCCAACGGAUCUGACAACAAGGAGUGUACCGUGAAGAUCUGGGACAGACCAUGGCUGCUGGAAAAGGGUGAAAGCACCAAUAUUAAGAUCCAGUGCAAGGAUGAAGCUGAGAUUGACACCACCUGGUAGUCCGAGUUCCUUGGUUUUAGUCAAAUAAUUGUCAUAUAACUUGUUAUUUCCAAAAAAGUUGGCCAAUGAAUCUUCCAGAUAUAUUAUAUAUUUCGGUGAAUCCCUGAAAAAUUUACAUUUAUAUAAUAAACAAACUUUGAUCUGUGAUAAA
Molecule: messenger RNA, 615 nt
Organism: Drosophila suzukii
Lineage: Eukaryota; Metazoa; Arthropoda; Insecta; Diptera; Drosophilidae
Source: RefSeq, a predicted model, not a curated record